Cavia porcellus (domestic guinea pig) is the source of this 5402-nucleotide messenger RNA. It is a transcript of the gene Sorcs2, whose product is annotated as sortilin related VPS10 domain containing receptor 2. The record is from RefSeq and is a predicted model, not a curated record. Gene Ontology annotation, cellular component: membrane. Lineage: Eukaryota; Metazoa; Chordata; Mammalia; Rodentia; Caviidae. The transcript has 28 exons. Gene Ontology annotation, molecular function: protein binding. Bases 92 to 3631 code for a protein of 1179 amino acids.
GGCUCUUUCUCCGCGCCCUGGCCGCGCUCCCCGGCGCCUCCGCUCUGCGCUCCCGGCCGUGGGCUCCUCGUCACCCCGCGCCCUCGGCCCCAUGGCUUCUCGGGGGCCCCCGCGCGCCCCGGCCCCGAGCCCCAGGGAGCCCUCGCCCUGGCCGCCGUCCUUGUCGCCGCGCUGGCCCCGCGCGCGGCCGCUGCUGCUGCUCCUGCUCUUGGCCGCCUGCGGGGCGGCGGGGCGCUCGCCCGAGCCCGGGGGGCCGCGGGCGCUGCUGACCCGGGGCCCGCGGAGCCCUCUCGCGGGGCGCGCGCAGGCCGGCGACCGCGGGGACCCCCAGGAGCCCGGCGCCCCGCGUCCCGCCCCCGCCCCGGAUCCCCACGAGGACGGCGCCCCCGCUCCCGGCGGGGGGCGCAGGACGCGGGCGGCCCCUCGGGCGCAGGUCUCGCUCAUCAGCACGUCGUUCGUGCUCAAGGGAGACGCGACGCACAACCAGGCGAUGGUGCACUGGACGGGCGAGAACAGCAGCGUGAUCUUGAUCCUGACGAAGUACUACCACGCAGACAUGGGGAAGGUUCUGGAAAGUUCGCUGUGGCGGUCAUCGGACUUCGGCACAUCCUACACCAAGCUCACCCUGCAGCCUGGCGUGACCACCAUCAUUGACAACUUCUACAUCUGCCCGACCAACAAGAGAAAGAUCAUCCUGGUGAGCUCCUCACUCAGUGACCGAGAGCAGAGCCUCUUUCUGAGCACCGAUGAGGGCGCCAGCUUCCAGAGGCAGCCCAUCCCCUUCCUGGCAGAGACCCUUCUCUUCCACCCCAAGGACGAGGAUAAGGUCCUGGCUUACACCAAGGAGAGCAAGCUCUAUGUAUCGUCGGACCUGGGGAAGAAGUGGACGCUUCUGCAGGAACAAGUGACCAAAGACCAUGUGUUCUGGGCUGUGUCCGGGGUGGACGCUGACCCCGAUUUGGUCCACAUGGAGACCCAGGACCUUGGUGGAGCCUUCCGCUACGUCACCUGCCAGAUCCAUAACUGCUCAGACAAGGUGCUGGCAGCCCCCUUCCCCUGGCCCAUCGACCGUGGCUCGCUGACUGUGCAGGACGAUUACAUCUUCCUCAAGACAACCUCAGCCAACCGGACCAAGUACUACGUGUCUUGCCGCCGCAAUGGUUUCGCCCUGAUGAAGCUGCCUAAGCACGCGUUGCCGAAGGACCUGCAGGUGAUCAGCACGGAUGAGAACCAGGUGUUUGUGGCGGUGCAGGAGUGGUACCAGACUGACACCUACAACCUGUACCAGUCAGACCCGCGCGGUGUGCACUACGCACUGGUGCUGGAGGACGUGCGCAGCUCGCGGCAGGCUGAGGAGAGCGUGGUCAUCGACAUCCUGGAGGUCAGAGGGGUGAAAGGGGUCUUUCUGGCGAACCGGAAGGUUGACGGGAAGGUGAUGACACUCAUCACCUACAACAAGGGCCGUGACUGGGACUUCCUGAGGCCGCCCAGCAGUGACAUGAACGGGAAGCCGACCAACUGCCAGCCGCCUGCCUGCCACCUGCACCUGCACCUGCGCUGGGCGGACAACCCUUACGUGUCCGGCACCGUGCACACCAAGGACACCGCCCCCGGCCUGAUCAUGGGUGCAGGUAACCUGGGCUCGCAGCUGGUGGAGUACAAGGAGGAGAUGUACGUCACGGCGGACUGCGGGCACACCUGGCGGCAGGUGUUUGAGGAGGAGCACCACAUCCUCUACCUGGACCAUGGCGGUGUGAUUGUGGCCAUCAAGGACACCUCCAUCCCUCUGAAGAUUCUCAAGUUCAGCGUGGACGAGGGCGUCACGUGGAGCACGCACAACUUCACCGGCACCUCGGUGUUCGUGGACGGGCUGCUGAGCGAGCCAGGGGACGAGACGCUGGUCAUGACGGUCUUCGGCCACAUCAGCUUCCGCUCUGACUGGGAACUGGUCAAGGUGGACUUCCGGCCCUCCUUCUCCAGGCUGUGCAGCGAGGAUGACUACGGCUCCUGGGACCUCGCCAGCCUCCAGGGCGACCGCUGCAUCAUGGGCCAGCAGAGGAGCUUCCGCAAGCGGAAGCCGGAGUCCUGGUGCAUCCAGGGGCGGGCCUUCACCUCCGCGCUCAUGGCGCGUGUGUGCCAGUGCCGCGACUCUGACUUCCUCUGCGACUACGGGUUCGAGCGCAUGGCCUCCUCGGAGCCCGGCACCCAGUGUGCAGCCAACUUCUGGUUCAACCCGCUGUCCCCGCCUGACGACUGCGCUGUGGGCCAGACCUACACCAGCAGCCUGGGGUACCGGAAGGUGGUGUCCAACGUGUGUGAGGGUGGUGUGGACCUGCGGCGGGGCCCGGGGCCACUACAGUGUCCCCUCAUGCCACCCCGGGGCCUGCGGGUGAGCAUCCUCGGCGAGGCGGUGGCCGUGCAGCCCGGGGAGGACGUGCUCUUCGUGGUGCAGCAGGAGAGGGGGGACAUCCUGACCACUAAGUACCAGGUGGACCUGGGAGACGGCUUCAGGGCCAUGUAUGUGAACCUCACAAUGACCGGCGAGCCCAUCCGGCACCGCUACGAGAGCCCUGGCGUCUACCGUGUGUCCGUCAGGGCAGAGAACAUGGCGGGGCACGACGAGGCCGUGCUCUUCGUCCAGGUCAACUCCCCACUGCAAGCCCUCUACCUGGAGGUGGCCCCCGUCAUUGGCAUCAACCAGGAUGUGAACCUCACAGCUGUGCUGCUGCCCCUGAACCCCAACCUCACUGUCUUCUACUGGUGGAUCGGCCACAGCCUGCAGCCCCUCCUCUCCCUGGACAACUCGGUGACCACGCGGUUUGUGGCCCCGGGGGACGUGCGUGUGACGGUGCAGGCAGCCUGUGGGAGCUCAGUGCUGCAGGACUCCAAGGUGGUCCGCGUGCUGGAUCAGUUCCAGGUGGUGCCUCUGUGCUUCUCCCAGGAGCUGGACACCUUCAACCCCAACACGCCCGAGUGGAGGGAGGACGUGGGUCUGGUGGUCACCCGGCUGCUCUCCAAGGAGACCAACAUCCCCGAGGAGCUGCUGGUGACCGUGGUGAAGCCGGGGCUGCCCACCGUGGCUGACCUGUACGUGCUGCUGCCACCGCCCAGGCCCACGAGGAAAAGGAGUCUCUGGAGUGACAAGAGGCUCACGGCCAUCCGGCAGGCACUGAACGCCCAGAAGAUCAGCUUCCUCCUCCAGGGCGGGCUGCGCGUCCAGGUGGCCCUGAGGGACACGGACACAGGGUCACAGAGCCUGGGUGGCGGCGGUGGCUACUGGGCCGUGGUGGUCCUCUUCGUCGUGGGGCUCUUUGCAGUGGGCGCGAUCAUCCUCUACAAGUUCAAAAGGCCCAGGCGGGACGGAGUGAGACGAGAGCCAGGCCGGCUGGGGCCCCUGCCGGGGCUGAGCGCCCUCUGCCCGCAGGAAACGCCCAGGCAGGACGGUGUACGCGCAGAUGCACAACGAGAAGGAGCAGGAGAUGACGAGCCCUGUGAGCCAUGGCGAGGAUGCACAGGCCACCGUGCAGGCAGCCCCUGCCAGGAGGGGGCGGAGCCUCAGCCCCUCCCACCACCCCUUGCUGCCUGUGGCAGGCAACCACUCAGGCGUGGUCCUGAGCAUCAACUCCCGUGAGAUGCACAGCUACCUGGUGAGCUGAUGCCCGGCCAAUGCACGCCCCCCACCGCCCACCCGCAGGGCACAGACCACUCCUGCCUCUGGAGCCACGUCCCGAGACCUCCCGGGAGGCCACCUCUGCCAGUGGCCCCCACAGGGACAGACCUCCUCCCUGUUCAGCCCACACCCACCCAGACCACGGAGGCUCAGGAGCCAAGCCCCAGCCCUGCAGCAGUCCAGGGACCCCACCCCACCCUGGGGUAUGUAGGCCCUGUGGCCUGCACACAACUGCCCUGACCACUCCCAUCCGCCCCAUGCCAGGUCUGCAUCCCUGUCCCUGCAGAGGGCACCCCAGAGCCCCGCAGCCUGCAGGCUGGGCGGCCCCCAGGCCUGCCACCUCUGCCCCUCUGUAACUGCAGAGAGUGUAAACCCUCUCCGGAGGCUGCUCGUGCUGGGGCUUCCGCUAUCUUUUUGUUAGUAGGGCCGGGCAGUGCCAUCUGGGUGGCUCCACCAGUCACAUUCUCGGGAACCCUGUUUUCCAGGGCACCCUGUGGUCCCUUUUUGGGGUUCAACCCGCUUUCCCAGCUUGGGGCUUGGGGCCUCAGUGAAGGGACCCCUGCCUGUAGUUCCUGCUCCUGCCAACAGGCAGCGCCCUCCCAGAGCCUGGCCACCCAGCUCGCCGCCCACACCCUGCACUCAGUUCUCUGUACAACUCAUGGCUCAGGGGUCCUGUAGAGUCAUCCAAGAUGGGAGCAGAGCGGGUGGCCCCCAAGAGCAGGCCCCUCUUGGGGAGAGUGGUGACUUUCCCAGGGAGAUGGUAGCAAAGGUGGCCCCAGAACCAGGCCUCUGAGGCUCAAGCAGACCGCCUCAGCAAUGUAGACUGCCAGGCAGGGAUGCGGAUAGCGGGGCCUUCACCUUUUGCCUUGAGAUGGAGUCAGCGUCCUCUUCCCCCUCCUCCCGCCCACCUCCUCCAGCCCCGGCUCUGCCCAGCUGGUACCAGGCUGGCAUCGUCUUCUCAAGGGAGCCGCAGGCCUGGGGGCACCUGGGGACAGGCUUUCACACCAGGCCAUGCGGGGUACUUGUCUUUGCCUUGGGGGUGGCCCCUGGCAUCUAGGCCAGGUCACAGAUGGGACUCAGGGACAGGGGCCCCCAGCCCGGCCGCACCAACACCACUCCUGCCACUGCCCACCCUGGACCCCUGGCCCGCCCGCCUCUCUCUGGACACCUGUGUGGGACUUGCCUCCUGCUGGCAUCUGCCUGUCCUGCCUUAUUGCAGGACGCCCCAAGCGCAGUCCCGGUUCGGCCAGCUCGGAGCAGCCCACCUCCCGGUGCCUGCGGGGCCAGCCCGGGCCUGGCCCUUCCCUGCCACUCAGCUCCACGUCUGCAGCCAUGCGUGCUGGAGCCUCCCUAGUUAUUGCAUACCCCUCGUAUUUUAUGUUAUUAUUUCUGGUCAGAAUAUCUUGGGUGUGUGGCCCUAAGACCCUGGGAAUGAGGUGUCACCUGACAUAACCUAUCGCCCCCUCUCCGUAACUGUAGAGGCGAUCACUACUUAGGCUCAUGGCCUCGCAGCUGGUCACAGGAGCAUGUGUGCCCCAAGGCCCAGUCACCUGCAGGCACCAAGGCAGGCGCUGGGCCCGAAGGUGGUGGUCAUUGCGUCCUGCAACCCAACGGGCCCCACACAUGGUAUAUGCACAGAACAGAGGCCAGGCCUCUGUUCCUAUUUUUCCUUUUUAAAAAUCAAUAAAUCAUUUGUGUUGCUUUUAACAAAGAUUAAACGAGUGUGACCAGC